Molecule: messenger RNA, 2017 nt
Organism: Tricharina praecox
Lineage: Eukaryota; Fungi; Ascomycota; Pezizomycetes; Pezizales; Pyronemataceae
Exons: 2
Coding region: 251-1897 (548 amino acids)
Source: RefSeq, a predicted model, not a curated record
AAAAGACCAGCCGCUGUGCGAAUCUUUCAGACCCAAACCCGAGCUUGUGUCAGUCGCGUCCUUAUGUGUGCGGAAGUUGCCGUGACCGGGAUUCUUCGCGUUCACGUUCACGUCAUUCUUCUCUCCAAUACUUUUCAGCACCCGCUCCGCCACCAGUCUGUCCGUACAGCACGCGGCUUCUCGCUGUUCCAUUCUACUCUGCACAGCUACACUAUCUCUGUUCCGCGGGCGUUCGCAACAGCGAGAGACCAUGGCCCAAUUCCACCGAUCUCGGUCCUCCUCUUCGGCUUCAGACGACGAGCCAAACUUCGGCGACAACUCCUCCUACGGCAAUCCCAACGAGCUUGACGGCACCUAUGACCUCCCGCCCGCCGGCGCCAGCGAGACCGACGACGACACCUACGGCCUCCCACCCAGAGAUCCCGGCGAACUCGACGACGAAACAUACGGUCUCCCACCCACCGGCCCCGGCGAGCUCGACGAUACCACGAAGCUCCUAUACCCCAGCGCCACCGAGCACGAGCAUGAUUCCACCGCCGCUAUCGAUGACACGGUAGCGAGCUUCCUACACCAACCCGUCGAAGAUCUAGUCCUCCUGCACACGCUCAACACGCACCUCUCCUCCGUGCGCCUCCCGACCCUCCACAACAUCCUCGACUGCACGCCUCUGCUGCUGAUAACUCUCUACGAGACGCUGCCGCCCGCCCUCACACCCGCCGGUGCGUACAAGCGACACAGGCGCAUUCCCUAUGUCGUCCGGACGGGGGAGGGCGCGGAUCUGCCGACGAGGAUGCAGAACAUGAAGCUGCUCAUCGGGACGAUCGUUCACGAUGAGUCGCUGGGGCUUGAUGAAAGGAUGUGGAAGAGAUUGGUGGGGCUGGAUCUGACGGGGUUCUGUGCGAAAAAGGGUGAAUGUGUGAGGAGGGUGGUGAAGGGGUUAGUGGAGGUCAUGGGGAGGAUCAUGGAGCGAGGCGAGGUGAUUGGGGGCCGGGAGGACAUGGGUGAGGGUGGAGAGGUUUCCAUGGAUAUCAGCUCGAUUUUGGGGGGGAUGGUCCGGCCGUCGUUACGAUCGUCGAAGUACGAUGAUACUACAGCGAGCAACUACGGUCUGGACAAGCGAGCGCAGUCUCGUUACGAAACGCCUGCGGCUGUGAGGGGUAGACCUGGGAGUUCGCUGGGGACGGCCGUUCCACUGGUAUCGCAAAAGCGAACGGGUUUGGGCUUGGGAAUCGGCGAGCACCGGUAUGCCAGUAGCUCAUCGGACGAUGGCUCCUUCCAGGGACCGCGGCGAAGAUAUCUCGCGCUGAAGCCGACGGGAUACUUCUCGCCGCGACGACAAGAGACUUCCACCAUCCCACGCCAGAGAGGCACAUCAACCACCCCACGCCAAAAAGGCACAUCCACCACCCCACGUCCAUCCCCCACACCGCAGUUUACACCCAGUCCACGGCCUGCGCCCAGUGCACGACGUACACCCACACCGCGCCACUCAUUCCCCCUACCUCUAAAUCUAGAACUUCCUCUACUCCCUGACAGCGACCAGUCAGCUGAAGCCGCUGCAUCACCGUCCGUAUCCACCUCAUACUCUCGUUCCGGCCACGAAUCACCAGAUACCUUACGAGUCGAAAGGAACAGGGAAGAUGGGUGGUUGUGCGCAUAUAGAUGGCUCGAGGAGCAGGCUGCAUCGCCUACGGACCCGAUUGCUCCUGAAGAUGUGCCACUGCCUGAUGAUGGAUUGGAUGAGGAGGAGGAGGGUGACGACAAGGUGGAGGAGGAGAAGGCGAAGGAAGAGGAGAAAGGGGAUGAGGAUGAAGAUACGGAUGAUACGGACAUAGAGGUGCUCGAAGGACAUAUCACGAAGCUGUUGCUGAGUUAUGGGUACAAGAUACGGCCGUAACGUGGGCCGUGGUUCAGCUUCUGGCCAUUCUGUCAUGUUCUUGGUUGCUUGAUUGCUUUAUACCCUUUGCUGUUGGUGGUGCUUCAUGGUGUUUUUACAGCGUACAUAGAUGAAUCUGGG